Messenger RNA from Bemisia tabaci, 2787 nucleotides. The record is from RefSeq and is a predicted model, not a curated record. NCBI's taxonomy places the organism in Eukaryota, Metazoa, Arthropoda, Insecta, Hemiptera, Aleyrodidae.
CAGCGCAUCAGCAUCACUCCGCUCAAAAUCCAUAGUCAAAAUCGUGGUAAUGAUGUGCACAGCGUGAAUUCUCUCAUGUUAAAAUGGAAGAAAAUUAAGCAGAACCUGUCGAGACUGCCAAGCAGCUGGAGAAAGAGGCGAAAAAGCAAGCCAAACUCGAAAAAUUCAAGUUGAAACAACAGAAUGUUGAGAUGAAACCAAAACCAGCCGCUGAGCGGCAAUCAAUUUCAGAACCAAAUCCUAAAGGGCAGUUUGUCAUGGUGAUACCGCCACCUAAUGUAACCGGCUCUCUACACCUGGGGUAUGCACUUACUAAUGCUGUAGAAGAUGCUAUCACAAGAUGGCAUAGAAUGAAAGGUUGCACUACGCUUUGGGUUCCAGGCUGUGACCAUGCUGGUAUCGCCACUCCAUUCGUUGUGGAAAAGAAGCUUUGGAGGAAAGAGAAGAAGACAAGGCAUGAUAUCGGAAGAGAUAAAUUUGUCGAAAAAGUUUGGGAAUGGAAGAGAGUAAGUUCUGUUCUCCUUAGACAGCAGAAAGGGGAUAGAAUUUACCCACAUCUUUGGAGACUUGGGUCUUCUUUGGACUGGGAUAGAGCCAGCUUUACAAUGGAUCCAAAAUUAUCCCGAGCAGUAGUCGAGGCAUUUAUCUGACUGUAUGAUGAGGGUGACAUUUACAGGAGUGAUCGACUUGUCAAUUGGUCUUGUACUCUAAAAUCAGCCAUUUCUGAUAUUGAGGUAGACAAAAUUGAACUGACUGAAAGAACUUUUCUACCUGUUUCUGGUUAUGAAAAUAAAGUAGAAUUCGGAGUUUUGGUCCUAUUUAAGUACGAAGUAGAAAAUAGCGAUGAAACACUGACGGUAGCUACCAUGCGUAUUGAAACAAUGCUCGGAGAUGCAGCAGUAGCUGUUCAUCCUAACGAUAGCCGAUAUAAGCAUCUUGUAGGCAAAACUGUCAAACUUCCUUUCUGUGAUCGGAAAAUACCUAUUAUUACUGACGACUUUGUUGAUAUGCAGUUUGGAACAGGAGUUGUUAAAAUUACCCCAGCUCAUGAUCAUAACGAUUAUCAAGUUGGGCUACGACACAAUUUGCCAUUCAUUACUAUCUUAAGUGAUGAGGCCUACAUCAUGGGAGAUUAUGGAAAAUUUACUGGAAUGAAAAGAUUUGAUGCCAGGAAAGCUUUAUUAGAUUUGAAAGAAAAAAAUCUUUUCGUUGAAGUUAAAAAUAAUCCUAUGGUUGUUCCAAUCUGUAGUAGAUCUAAAGAUGUUGUUGAACCACUGCCAAAACCACAAUGGUACAUCAAGUGUGAUGAAAUAGCAAAGAAGGCAAUGGAAGCUGUGAACAGUGGAGAGUUGAAAAUUAUCUCCGAACAGCACAAGAAGAUAUGGUUCCAUUGGAUGGAGAAUAUCAGAGAUUGGUGUGUGUCUCGUCAGCUUUGGUGGGGUCAUCGUAUCCCUGCUUAUCACGUCACUGUGAAUGACCCUGCAUGUUUCAAACGCCCGGACAUCGUAAGUAAAGACAUCAACUUGGACAUCCUGUGCGUGCAAGGAUAUCGUUUCUUCUGUAACAAGCUUUGGAAUGCUGUCAAAUUUGCCCUCAUGUACUUCAACAAUAAGCCAAAGAGUGAAAGCUUGGAUAAAUCUGAAAGUGUUAUGGACAAGUGGAUCCAAAGCAGAUUAGCAUACGCAGUCCAGACUUGCAAUGAAUCCUUUGUAAAAUAUGAAUUUAAUGUCAUUACUACAGCUUGUUACAACCUUUGGCUCUACGAUUUAUGUGAUGUCUAUUUGGAAUCAGUGAAACCAGUGUUUGCAUCAGGCUCGUCAGCAAGUAUAGCGGCUGCACAAGAAACCCUACUUUUGUGUUUACACACAGGUUUAAGGUUACUUUCACCUUGCAUGCCUUUUAUUACUGAGGAGCUUUAUCAAAGGCUUCCACUGCCAAAUCCAGCCCUCAGUAUUUGCGUCGUCUCCUAUCCUGAAUCUGAGGAAUAUAAAUUCCGUGAUGUGCAACUAGAAGAGGAGGUAGAAUUCAUGCAGAAAAUUGUUCACAGAAUUCGAUCGGCUUGUUCUGACUACAACCUUGCAAAGUCUGCAAAAGUCGAAGCGUAUGCUGUUUGCACGUCAGAUAGCGUUAAAAACAUCAUAGAAAAGUUCUCAUUGGUGUUGCAGAAAUUGGCUUUGUGCAGCCAGUUAGAAACAUCUGAGGCUCCUCCGGCUGGGUGUGCCAUUCUUUCUGUUUCGGAUUAAUGCCAAAUUCAUCUCUCUCUGAAGGUGUGUGCCAGCAUUAUGUUUUAAUUAAAGUGACGUAUAUCUUGUACCUUAAAGAAACAAACAGUCUAUUCUGUAACUAAAGGCGUAUGAUGAUUACAUGGAUGGUUUAGUUCCGUAAGAUCCCAUGUUAAAAACCGUGGGCAAUUUUGGUUGAUUGUAGCGCAGUAGAGCGCUCUUGUAGCGGUCUUUGGAACUAGAAAUUUCGGAUAUUUACUGCUCAGACCGAUUGAGUGCGCUGGCGUCUUGGGGCCCGGCUGGACUGCUUGGUAACCUGCCAGAUUUAAUCUUUUCUCCAGCCCCAACCAAGAUCCCAAAUUGAUACAGGCAAUAUAUUAUUCUCCAUAUUAAACCCUUUUUCAUGAGUUUGUCGAAAAAAUACAUAAUUAUGACAUGAAAGUGCACUGUGGAGGCUGAAUUCAUUGCCCUCACUAAAUUUGGAAAGUUGUGACCGGAAAGCAUACUUUUCUUUUUUUUUAUUUAUCUCUUUAUUUUUAAAUAGAUGACUUUUUGAAACUGAAAA